AUGUCCGCUCCCAACAACGCUGAGUACCGCGAGGCCUUUGCGCUCUUUGACAAGAAGGGCACCGGAGAGGUUCCCCGCGAGUCCCUCGGCGAGCUCCUCCGCUCGCUCGGCCAGAACCCCACCCAGGCCGAGGUCUCCGCCCUCGAGCGUGAGAUCGGUGCUACCUUCAACUACGACCAGUUCCUCCAGAUCCUUAACCGUCCUGACGGCUGGAAGCCAGCCGGAACUGCAGACGAGUUCAUCAAGGGCUUCCAGGUGUUUGACAAGGCCGGAAACGGAUUCAUCGGUGCCGGAGAGCUGCGCUACGUUCUGACGCAGCUCGGCGAGAAGAUGACCGACGAGGAGGUCGACGAGCUCCUCAAGGGAUUCCCUGUUACCGACGGCCAGAUCAACUACCACUCGUUUGUGCGUUCGAUCCUUGCGCAAUAA
This is a messenger RNA of Trichosporon asahii var. asahii CBS 2479, 429 nucleotides long. RefSeq lists its product as uncharacterized. Gene Ontology annotation, molecular function: calcium ion binding. The transcript is spliced from 6 exons. The record is from RefSeq and is a predicted model, not a curated record. Gene Ontology annotation, biological process: mitotic actomyosin contractile ring assembly. Lineage: Eukaryota; Fungi; Basidiomycota; Tremellomycetes; Trichosporonales; Trichosporonaceae. Gene Ontology annotation, cellular component: myosin II complex. Bases 1 to 429 code for a protein of 142 amino acids.